This is a messenger RNA of Bubalus bubalis (water buffalo), 4745 nucleotides long. It is a transcript of the gene MYOZ3, whose product is annotated as myozenin 3. Gene Ontology annotation, cellular component: Z disc; actin cytoskeleton. The coding region runs from base 1461 to 2198 and encodes 245 amino acids. The record is from RefSeq and is a predicted model, not a curated record. Gene Ontology annotation, molecular function: FATZ binding; telethonin binding; actin binding. Lineage: Eukaryota; Metazoa; Chordata; Mammalia; Artiodactyla; Bovidae. The transcript is spliced from 7 exons.
UCCCUGGACCCAGCACAUCCCUGCCCGUCCCACCUUUCCCUGGCAGCAUUAAUGCACCUCUGACACAAUCUUUAUCUUCAGCAGAAUCCUCUCCUGAGCAGUGUCCCCAUGCCUACUGGUGAUCCUGGUGCCCAGACACCUCAAACCAAUUUCAUUCCAAACUUAACUAAGUAUCUGCCCCCCGACCACUGUUGUUUUCCUUGAACGACUCAAGCCAGAAGUGGGAGUGGCUCUUUCCUCAUCUCCUGCAGCCAGUCUGUCACCACGACCUGGUAAUUCCCCGAACCCCUCAAGCCCCUCUCCUCCUCUCCAUGCCCUCUGUCACCGCCCUGGUCCAGCCACCCCCUGGCUCUCGCUUGACCACAGUGAAAUCCUCCUGCCUCCAGUCUCGCUCCCGCCAACCCACUUUCCACAGAGCAGCCAGAGAUAUCUUUGGAAAAUGCCAUCUGACUGCUCCAUUCCACUGCUUUAAACUCCAACAGCCCCUUAUAAAACUUUGCUUUUGAAAAGCCUGCUGUGAUCCAGCCCCUGCCCACCUGUCUGGCCUCAUCUCUCAGCACCACCCCAGCCCCCAGUCCUAGCUGGCCCCUAAUAUCCUUAUACAUGACGCAGCCUCGGCCUGCAAUUACUCGUGCCCCUCUCUGCCCCGUGAACUCCCACUCAUGCCUCGAGGCCCAGCUCAAAUGUCUCCUCCUCUGGGAGGCCUUCCCCACCCCCAGGCUGAGCGAGUGGCACCCUCCCCUGGGGCCCUCCCAGAGCAUUUCCCAUGAUGCGCUGCAGAAGCUGUUUACGGGGCUGACAGGGGCCUGGCUGAGCUCCUUGAGGACAGAGCCCUGCCUUAUUUAUUUUCAGUCCAUAGAGAGAAGCUCAGAGAAUGUGAGAAGGUAGAGGGAGAGAGAGAAGAAGGGAAGAAGGAAGCAGAAGGAAGAAAGGAAGGCAGGAAAGAAGGAAAGGAAAGGAAAGAACACGUCAAGCAAAGACAUUGGGGGAUAAUUCUUUCAUUCACCUACCCACCCAUUCCAUCACUCAUUCAACAAAUAUCCACCAAGUUCCUACCAGGCCCCACUCUAGGCACUAAGGAUAUCGUUAGCAAGCUCAGGAGACCGGUGACUCACUCUCGGCAUUUCCAGGUGACUUUGGUGUGUGCGUGUGUAUGUGUGUUGUACAUGUGCAUGCAAGGCCUUCUGUGUGCGAGGGCUUGCUGCCGGGGCACCUGUCUUCUCUGGGGCCUGGUGCUUUUAGCAUCUGUCCCUGGAUCCUAUUGCAGCCCGAAAUAAGGCUGUGAGCCACCACAAGGCAGGGGCGACUCUCGUCAGCUGAGGCCGGAGCUGGCUGCAAGGCACACCCAGCUCGCCGACCCCCUGCACAGACACUGACCACUCGACUCUCAGCUUCCCGAAAGAGGUGUUAAUCUGAGGGUCUGACACCCCCUCCUGCCCACUGUGCUUCCAUCUCUCAGGAUGAUCCCCAAGGAGCAGAAGGGACCGGUGAUGACUACCACGGGGGACCUCACUGAACCAGUUCCUUUGCUGGACCUGGGCAAGAAACUGAGCGUGCCCCAGGACUUGAUGAUGGAGGAGCUAUCGCUGCGUAACAACAGAGGGUCCCUCCUCUUCCAGAAGAGACAGCGCCGCGUGCAGAAAUUCACCUUUGAGUUUGCAGCCAGCCCUCGUGCUGUCGUGGCAGGAAGUGCAAAGGAGAAGGUGACUGGAACAGCAGAACCUGGGAUGGUUGCCAACAGCCAUGAGGGGCAGAACUACCGCUCUGAGCUCCACAUCUAUCCCGCCUCUCAAGGGGGCUCUGGGGAUGCUGAGUCCAUGGCCUCCCGGCCAGUGAGCACCUACAACCCCAGCGCCCUGGCACCAGGUUAUGCUGAGCCACUGAAGGGCAUCCCACCUGAGAAGUUCAACCACACAGCCAUCCCCAAGGGCUACCGCUGCCCGUGGCAGGAGUUCAUCAGCUACCGGGACUACCUGGGCGAGGGCAGAAGUCACACCCCCAGUCUGGCGGAGUAUCGAAAUUUCAACAAGACCCCGGUGCCCUUUGGAGGACCCCUGGUGGGAGAAACCCUUCCGAGGGCAGGCACUCCCUUCGUUCCGGAGCUCACCAGUGGCUUGGAACUCCUUCGCCUCAGGCCCAGCUUCAACAGAGUGGCCCAGGGCUGGGUCCGCAACCUCCCGGAGUCUGAGGAGCUGUAGCUCCAGCACCUUCACUUCCCUCAUCUCAGAGUUCGAAUAACACCUGGAGCCAAGAUUUGUGGCCAGCACUUCAGUUUACAAAGGGCCAUCGCACACAAAACCUUACUGCAAAUGGCCUCAAAGUCACAAAGUUCAGCAGUUCCCAAUGUGGCAUGCUUCAAAAUCACCUGGGGGUAUUUUCCUACAGGUUUCUGACCUGCCCAAACCUGCAGCAUCAGAAUCCCCUGAGCAGAGGAUCUCUAUUAGUAACUCGCACUCCGAGCUGAUUCUAAGAAAACUGGUCCCUGGUUUGUGUCUUUAGGAAUCGAAGCCUCCAGUGACUUCACAUCCUGCCUCCACUCUCUCCUGUUCCUGUACUCUAGCGUAGUCUCCCCCAGUGACAGGGAGCCCACUAGCUGCCUAUUUACCUGUGAAGCACUCUGAUAAUUAGUUUUUCCUUUUACUGAGACACAGAUGGUCUUUAUCUAUUCACGCUGCUAACAUUUACUAAGCACCAACUGUGUGUUAGCUGCUGUGCCAGCCAUAGGGAGAAGGUGGAGAGUAAGCCCAGGCCCUAGCCUAGAAAGAGGGAGGAAAAGACAGUAGCGAAGACAGAUUUGUAAAGUGGUAAAUCACCUUAAUGCUCCCUAAAGCACACUGACAACUGAGGAACCAUGUGAAGCAGAGGGGGGGUCUCUAACCCUGGGUGUGGGGUGGGGACUCUGGAAGGUGUCCCAGAGGAUUUGAGUAGGGCCUUGGAGGACUGAAGGGAGGGGGUGUGACAGGGAGAUUGUGGAGAUGAAGGCAUUUCUGGCAAGUGGGUGGUGAGUGCAAGGGUGCAGAAUUGUCACGGGUACCGGUGUGAAGAAGGGGGACGGCAGUGUCAGAGAAGGCGGUGAGUCCUCAGCGGGGCGGAGUGGGGUGGGCUGCACUAAGGAGAUGGGGAAGUUAUUAAGCUGGGGAGUGAGGGGUCUCGCUGGUUGCUGUGUGGGGCACAGACUGGAGAGGAGCAAGGCCCAUGCCGGGAACCCUUCAAGGAACGAGGCCUGGACUAGGGAGACAGCCAUGGGGUCAAAGGAAGGAGCACCCCUCGGCACCCUCCGGGGCAGGUGCAGAGUGGGGUGCUUACAAGGACGACUCCCCUCCACCCGCUUCCACUCACCAUUUGGAGCAGACCCCGGGCUAGAUCUCGUUGUAGUGCCCACCAGGCGUAGUUCGGCCUCUGCGCAGGCUCCUUGGAAAGACGGGGAAGGAAGCGCCUCCCUGCAGGUGUGGGUGGUGGUGCUGAUGGCGGUUGAUUUUUAUUGGGUGCCUCGGUGCUCGUGCUGGUAGCAGGUGUUCUGGAUCCCCCAUUUCUAAUUUUCAGUACAACCUCGAGACAAAGGCGUGGUCUUGCCUUACAGAUGUGGCUAUCCAGACCUAAGAAGGGGAAGUGACUUGUCUGGGGACAAAGCCAAAGUGGGGAUCUGUCCAAUUCCAGUGAAUAUCACUCCACUGGGUGGCCAAGUCAGUGCCCGUUCAGUCUGGAAUCACCUAAUCCUGGUGUCAUGCUUUUAGAGCUUAAGAGUGCAGGCUGGGGGUCAGACUGGAUGGGGUGGGUUCUAGUGCCACUGCUAGCUGUGGGAACUCGAGCAAGUCAUUUCUCACCUGUGGGCCUCUGUUUCUCCACUUGUAAGAUGAGGACAAGAGUACAAGACCCUGCAUAGGGUUUUGUGAGCAUAGUGAUGGACACACAGGUAAUAAGCAGUCAGAUUUUAGGCAACUACUGCUCUUGGCUGGAUACGAUGUUCCUGCAGUGAAUGCACCUUGAGAAGUAGGCUCAUGGAAAUGUCACUGGGGGUCAGUUAGGCUGAAACCUGAAGGAGAGCCUCCGAUGACCAUAGGGCUCCCUUUGGACAUGAUUUACUCCUUUCCCCGCUGCCUCCCUCUGCCUCCUCCCUGACUCCCUCUCCUGGGGAGAGGAGAAGGCCACAAAUCUAGCUGAUUCCCAGGUGUGCACGCUGGAAAUCUAGCUGGUUUCCAGAAAUAGAAAAUGGCUGCAUCUUCCUUUUGCUCUGGAGGAGUUUCUCUAUGCCCCACCCAGUCUUAAGGGGCCAACAGCUGAUUUAGAUUUACUUGCAAUUGAUGUGCUGUCUUGAAUGUGGGGGCUGCCAUUUAAGGCUGUGUUUCUAUGAACUGAAAGCCAACCGUUAAAGUGUCUGAAACAAGGAAGAGAGGAUAUGGACUGUCUUGGGUUGGUUCUGCUGUGCUCUGAGGGUAAUGUUAGCCAGCGGGUAUGGAAAAGAAGCUUGCUGCACCCCAGAGUAAAUCCUCAUUCCUUGUUUUUUCUGAGGUGUUUAAAAAAAAAAAAAGGAAUGCUUAUUGUAAAAGUAAAUAAAUAAAUGAAGUAGUAAAAUGUGAAGGUAUCGGUCCACAGAGCUCCUCCCAUACACAAACGGAGCCCUUCCCUCCUUCCUGCAUUCUGCCCCAUUCCCAUACAUACACCAGAGGUAACCACUGCUAAUUGUUUGGUCCCCCUAGAAUUCUAGACUUAAUUGAAUAAAGAUGUACAUGUAUAUAGAUGCAUAA